This is a messenger RNA of Carlito syrichta (Philippine tarsier), 1272 nucleotides long. It is a transcript of the gene TRIM47, whose product is annotated as tripartite motif containing 47. Lineage: Eukaryota; Metazoa; Chordata; Mammalia; Primates; Tarsiidae. The record is from RefSeq and is a predicted model, not a curated record. Bases 49 to 1251 code for a protein of 400 amino acids. The transcript has 5 exons.
CAUCCACAGGCCGAGCAGCCCAAAGUCCUGAGCGCCGUGGAGGACCGCAUGGAUGAGCUGGGUGCCAGCAUCGCACAGUCCCGGCGCACGGUGGCCCUCAUCAAGAGUGCAGCAGUGGCCGAGCGGGAAAGGGUGAGCCGGCUCUUUGCUGAGGCUGCAGCCACCCUGCAGGGCUUCCAGACCCAGGUGCUGAGCUUCAUUGAGGAGGGGGAGGCCGCCAUGCUGGGCCGCUCCCAGGGUGACCUGCGGCGACAGGAGGAACAGCGCAGCCACCUGAGCCGGGCCCGCCACAAUCUCAGUCAGGUCCCUGAGGCUGACUCAGUGAGCUUCCUGCAGGAGCUGCUGGCACUAAGGCUGGCCCUGGAGGAGGGGUGCAGCCCUGGGCCUGGCCCCCCGAGGGAGCUCAGCUUCACCAAGUCAUCCCAAGCCGUCCGGGCGGUGAGAGACGUGCUGACCGAGGCCUGCACCAGCCAGUGGGAGCAGCUGCGGGGGCUGGGCAGUGACGAAGACGGGCUGCAGAAGCUGGGCUCGGAAGCCAAUGCUGAGUCCCAGGACCCCGAUAGCACCAACCACCUAGAGAGUGAAGCUCCCAGGGACUAUUUCCUCAAGUUUGCCUACAUCGUGGACUUGGACAGCGACACGGCAGACAAGUUUCUGCAGCUGUUUGGAACCAAAGGUGUCAAGAGGGUGCUGUGUCCCAUCAACUACCCCGAGUCGCCCACUCGCUUCACCCACUGUGAGCAGGUGCUGGGCGAGGGUGCCCUGGACCGGGGCACCUACUACUGGGAGGUGGAGAUCAUCGAAGGCUGGGUCAGCGUGGGGGUCAUGGCCGAAGGCUUCUCCCCACAAGAGCCCUACGACCGGGGCCGGCUCGGCCGCAACGCCCACUCCUGCUGCCUGCAGUGGAAUGGACGCAGCUUCUCCGUCUGGUUCCACGGGCUGGAGGCGCCCCUGCCCCACCCCUUCUCGCCCACCGUGGGCGUCUGCCUGGAAUACGCCGACCGUGCCCUGGCUUUUUAUGCUGUGCGGGACGGCAAGAUGAGUCUUCUGCGGAGGCUGAAGGCCUCCCGGCCCCGCCGGGGUGGCGCCCCGGCCUCCCCCAUCGACCCCUUCCAGAGCCGCCUGGACAGCCAGUUCGCCGGGCUCUUCACGCACAGGCUCAAGCCCGCCUUCUUCCUGGAGAGCGUGGAUGCCCACCUGCAGAUCGGGCCCCUCAAGAAGUCCUGCAUAUCCGUGCUGAAAAGGAGGUGAUGCAGGGCGCACAGGCCUCCU